GAGGGACAUACGGCCUGGGAAUAUGCUGGGAAAAUCGUCUAUCAGCUACUAAGGCAGUCAAGAUUGUAUAGAAGUGGCCUCCAGCACUUUGGAUACCUCGGGGUGUGACCUAUUUCACCACCAAAGUCAAAGCAAAGACAUUCGUGGCUCGUCCCAAAGCCGUCACGCUCGACGGAGAAGCCGUUGGAGUUCGUCUAUGAGAGAGCCCCCAAGGAUUUUGCUACCGACCGUGUCGUCACUUGGUCCGUGGGCAAAGGAAUGCAAGGUGACGCGGGGAUUCUGAAUCAACAACGACCCUUUCCUACAUUGAUCCAUGGCUGUGGCAUAGCAGAGCACGUUCUGGUCCUCGUGCCGCGGCCCUUCGAGGAGAGAACCGAACAGGUGAGAGCUGGGCUAUAACACUGGGUAAGUUAAGUCGCCAUGAACAACUAUAUGGUCUGGAGUCGAGGAAGGGAAGGAGACUCGACAUCCGAGUCACUCGUUCUCAGGACAAUGUCUUCCCAAUAUGUCACUCUCAAGAUGGAAGGAACCCCUGUCCGGGACGGACGGACGCAGGCUUUCUCCCUCAAGAGAUCGACCUAGGUCAACCGCUGGAUACAUGGCCCCGCCGUCCCGACAAUCAUUCUGGAUAUCUCCUGCAGGCAGACUUGAGUCAACCAGAGCAUCAUGAGAAAAACAUGCAACCUUCGGCUUAUGGACAUCUUUCUUGUCCUGCACAGCGGCACAGACCAACUUCAUCCAGAAUCGAGCAGUUUGUCCCGGCAAGUUUAGCAAGCCUUCGAGCCAACAAAUUUCCUCCUGGAAGGACUGCAUGAUCCACGAACCGUGUCUUUCCCCACGCUUGCCAGGCGCCCUGAAAGGUAUAAGCUGGGCCAGCUGCAGCGCCCAAUGCAAGACAACAGGCGCUGCGACUUAAUCAUCAUCGUGGAUAGCAAAGAGAUUGACAACCCCACCAUCAUGGCUGCGCUUUCAUCCACCUCAAAGCGCAAACUCUCGGAGUGAGGUCGACUGCAAGACUCGUGGGCCACGACGACCACCUGUUUCGCAUCCAGAGAAGCCGGGGCUCCUCGCAAGAGGAGUCGUGGAGCCGCAGCAAGUAUCUCACGAAGCUCCACCAGGUUAUCAGCUGGAUGGAAUUUUUUCAAGUCCUUUAUUGAAGGAAUUGCAUCAAUGUUUCGCCCUCUAGGUGUUUACCUUGAAAUUUUUAGUCGCCAAGCCGCCGGUACGGAGCGCAGGGCAGCAAAGGGCCAGCUUUGAUUCCAGGGUGUCGGAAAUCUCGGGGAAUGGGACAACAGCACCUCAAGCCAAAAAAUUCCGCUUAUCGAUCGAUUACGGCAUUGAGGAAGUGACCGGAUCAGGAACAAAACCCCAAUAACGGUCGUGGAGAGUUGUCGAGAUCUGAGUGCACAUGACAGUUCUCCCCAGGAGCCUUCCAAAUGCGAUUGAGGGGGUGAGAUCUGCGAUCCCCAAUCAUAAAAGAUGUUGCAGUGAACACCUCACAGGCGCAGGCAAGCAGCCGGUAACCGCCAGUAAGCUUGGGUCACCGAAGGUCGAGCGGCUUGGGCUGAUAAACUAACCAGAAAUGGGGUUGCACGGCGGCCAAGGACGAUGCAUUAUAUGGCCACGGACAUCCAUUAUCUUUUCUUUGACAUUUUUGUUUCCACCCACGACACCCCCGAAAAUAAUGUCGCCGAUGAUUCCAUGAACGGACACAGGAUCCAAGAGACGAACUUGCCCACCGGCAUCGAGGCCUUGCGACAGUCCGGCAUCGCCCAUAUUGGUGCGAUAACCACAGAGCCACCGUAUUCUGGGGCGCCAGCCACACACCUGUUACAGCCCCUCUCCCCUCCGAGGUACAACAAUCUCGAUGCGCAUUUUUAUUCCAGCCUGUCGCCGAGCGACACCGGGCAUGAUCCGCAGCAGACGCCGGGACGACUAGAUUACUACAUGCAAAGUCCUGACCACGUCGCGGACAUGGCGGCCAAGGAGGAGAGGCGCAAGCGCAACACCGCGGCCAGUGCACGGUUUCGAAUGAAGAAGAAACAGAGGGAACAGGCCUUGGAGCGGAAGAUGAGCCAAGUGCAGGACAAAAACGCGAAAUUGGAGGAGAAAGUUAAUCAGUUGGAAAUGGAGAACAAGUGGCUGAAGGACCUGAUCACGGAGAAGAACAAGAGACCUGCGAGCGAGUACGGAGAACACGACGACGACGAUCUUGAGGCAUUGGCACAUGGGCGCAUUGUGAACGGGACGAGCGGAACACGUCACGCAGGGUAGAAUCUGAGGACGAGAGCGCUUUUCCUUGGGGCGUGCAAUCUUACGACGACAAACGCGAUGGAUGUUUGAGGGGGGACAGGUGGGAAUCUGUGCUUGGUUCAAAGUACACAGAGGGCCCAAGUAGUGCUGCCCACGGGUCGCACUGGACACUGGAAAUAGGUUGAUACAAGGCGCGAGAAGCAUAUUGAUUUCGCAUGAA
Molecule: messenger RNA, 2473 nt
Organism: Cladophialophora immunda
Lineage: Eukaryota; Fungi; Ascomycota; Eurotiomycetes; Chaetothyriales; Herpotrichiellaceae
Exons: 1
Coding region: 1609-2274 (221 amino acids)
Biological process (GO): regulation of transcription by RNA polymerase II
Cellular component (GO): nucleus
Molecular function (GO): RNA polymerase II transcription regulatory region sequence-specific DNA binding; DNA-binding transcription activator activity, RNA polymerase II-specific
Source: RefSeq, a predicted model, not a curated record